This is a messenger RNA of Galeopterus variegatus (Sunda flying lemur), 997 nucleotides long. RefSeq names its product tripartite motif-containing protein 5-like. The transcript has 4 exons. Lineage: Eukaryota; Metazoa; Chordata; Mammalia; Dermoptera; Cynocephalidae. The record is from RefSeq and is a predicted model, not a curated record. Gene Ontology annotation, molecular function: zinc ion binding. The annotation marks the transcript as partial.
AUGUUGGACGUGUACAGCAGCAUUCCAUCAUCAAAUAACAGUGGAGUAUAUAUGAUGGGCCCCAGUAGACCCCAAAGGCACAAAGGAACCUCAGACAUCAGGACAGGCAGGAGCAGGGAAGUAGCUGCUACAGAUCUGGCAAUCCUGGUGAAUGUGAACGAGGAGGUGACCUGCCCCAUUUGCCUGGAGCUCCUGACAGAACCCAUGAGCCUAGACUGUGGCCACAGCUUCUGCCAAGCCUGCAUCACUGCAAACCAGAAAAUGUCCCUAAUAGGCCAAGAAGGGAAGAGCAGCUGCCCUGUGUGCCGAAUCAGUUAUCAGAUCAGGAACCUGCAGCCUAGUCAGCAUCUGGUCAACCUAGUAGAGAUGCUCAGACAGAUAAAGUUGAGCCCAGAGGAGGGGCAGAAGGUAAAUCACUGUGCAUGCCAUGGAGAGAAACUCUUAAUCUUCUGUAAGGAGGAUGAUGAAAUCAUUUGCUGGCUCUAUGAGAGGUCUCAGGAGCACCAUGGUCACCACACAUUCCUUGUGGAAGAGGUUGCCCAGGAGUAACAGGAAAAGCUCCAGGCAGCACCUGAGAAGCUGAAGCAGCAGCAGCAGGAAGCAAAAAAUUUGCAAGCUGACAUUCAAAAGCAGAGAACUUCAUGGAAAUUACAAAUACCGUAUGAGAAGGCAAUUGUCCUGUCAGAGUUUAAACAACGGAGAGGCAUCCUGGACUGUGAGGAGCAGAACCAGCUGAAAAACCUGAGGAAACAAGAGGAAGAUAUUCUGAAAAUCCUAGCAGAGUCUGAAAAUAAGCUGGCCGAGCAGAGCCAGGUGGUAAGAAAUCUCAUCUCAGAUCUGGAGCAUUGGUUGCAGGGGAUAGCGAUGGAGAUGCUACAGGUAAGACUUGGAAAGAAGUCCCAGCAUCUGAGAUUCAGGAAAAAUCGAGACUAUUUCCUUCAGUUGUAUAUUGCUGUGCACUUCCUGGUGGUGACACUAAAGUUCUUUGAGCUCCUUG